AUGAUGAGGUACCUAAUCCCCCUGUCCCAAAAAGGAAGAUUGGAAGACCUAGGAAAGAUGGGGGAGGCCAGCCUAUAUUUGACCAAUUCCCCUCAAGUUGGGCUUGAUAUACCAAGAAGGGAUGUUCCUCCUCCCCCUGUUUCAGAAUCUGGUGAUCAAGAUGGUGGUCCUAAUGUUAGUCCUAUGAAAAAGACUAAGAUAAUGGCAAGGAGAGGACGAAAAACUAAAGUUUCUGGAUCAAGGAACAAAACACCAAAGAAAACACCUAAUGGUAAGCAACAUAAGAGUCAAGCAAAGGAGGAUACGUCCUUAACCUGUGAUGAGGAUUUUGAUGAUCUUUUCAUCCAUACACCUAAUGGUAAACAACCUAUGAGUCAAGCAAAGGAGGAUGUUCAGGAACAAGAGAAUGACAAUGAGGUGAAGGUGAAUGAAAGAGUUACUUUAAAGGAGUUGCUGAUGUCUGGAUAUACACAUGCUGAUGCAAUGGCUGCUAUGAAAGAGCUAUGUGUUGUUACAUUAUUUUUGGCUUUCAUAUUGUAG
Molecule: messenger RNA, 540 nt
Organism: Lactuca virosa
Lineage: Eukaryota; Viridiplantae; Streptophyta; Magnoliopsida; Asterales; Asteraceae
Source: the annotation of a GenBank genome assembly